Molecule: messenger RNA, 1569 nt
Organism: Aureobasidium musti
Lineage: Eukaryota; Fungi; Ascomycota; Dothideomycetes; Dothideales; Saccotheciaceae
Source: the annotation of a GenBank genome assembly
AAAGCUAAGAUUCUUGCUGAUCGCGAGGGGACUCAGUACAUCGACGUCCUCCCUGAACCACCACUCGGCACAACAUGGAUCGGCGGCUACAGACUUGGUGGAGGCACUUUUGGCGAGGUCACCUUGUGGAUGAUGGUUGAUAAUGCAACAAACAAAGCGAUCAAACAUUGCGCCAUCAAGGAUAGCUUCGAGCCCCAAUCCCACUCUACUGAAGAGAAGGGUUUCUAUCGAGGCGUUUACCACCAGCUUGUUCGCAAAGGCCUCGACUUUGACGUCGAUCCAGAACGUGAUCUAGGAAACGCUCGCCGCGAAAUGAGGUUCUGCAAGGAAGCUUAUCUGCAGGGCAUCAUGACUGAGCCUAAAUCGAGCCAAGAGAUCUUUUCCGUGCCGUUAUGGGGUUACUCAAGACGAUUACCUAGUCUUCGAGGUUCCGAGUAUAAUCACUGGAGACUAUACAUGCCUUUGUAUGAUUACGGGACCAUGGAGUGGGUAAUACAUGCUCACAAGGAGUGCGGGAAAGGAAUACCAGAGCCCUUUAUCUGGCACACUCUCUACUGUUUGUUCAGCGGAGCUGUGCAAUUGCAAGAGCAGGCCCACAAACGCGAGGGAUCCACACCAUCAGACAUCAUUGUCGUUUUCGAUAUGAAACCUGCCAACAUAUUACUUGCCCCGCCCUCACAGAAGUCGACAUUUCCCAUCUAUCCUCGCCCUCACAUCGCUGAUCUCGGAGGCGGAUGUAAGUUCAACCCAUUUGACAAUCGCCAUGUAUCACCUGUGGAGCUGCUUGAUCCUAUGCCACGCAGUCGAGGCUGUCAAGUGGUAUUCCAAAGAGCAGCAUAUCCAAGGAGACUGAUAGUNCUGACUAGCGCUGAUGAUUUACUCAAUCGCGCAUGCCAACUACACUGCCAAACGACGACUGGCUUCGUACCACCGGAGCUGUUCGGACCCUCUGUAUACGAUAACCCCCAUACCGCUUAUAUGGGAUGCCAUGACUGGACGAACGUAUGGCAGAUUGCGAGAGUGGCCGAAGCAAUGAUGAAGUUGAAAUUGGGUUUUGACCCUAUCGAUUAUCGUCUUGGGAAGAAGCCCGAGGAAAUGGAACCCGAGAUCUUAAAUUGGCAGGGGAAGCUUCCUGGUCAGGAUUAUUCUGAGGACCUGAGACAUUUAUUGUCCAUCUGCUUGAAGUUUGAUUUGACAAAGCGACCGUCUUCGAAAAAUGCCUUGAGGGCCAUCACAAAGAGUUCCGUAUUUUUGCGGCACCGGGAGGGUAUGGACACUUUUGGCAAUGAUGCGUGGUUCGANGGAGCAACAACAAAAAUUCGACAAGAGGAAAGCUUCCGAGCCUCCGCCUUCAAACAAACCACCGACACCCGAAGAGACCGAGGCAGCGACCAAAAGCGGAAGCGCCUUGGAGAAGCACAUAGCUACCUGCGAGCAUGGGAGCCAGCCAAACGAGCAAAAUUCCUCGAGCUAGGAGUCCUUCCCGACGAACGGUUUGACCUCGAAUACCCCUACAAUGAUUUUUGGAGCACAGAUCCUUUGCCGAAAAGAGACGAGCGUGGUGAUCCG